Molecule: messenger RNA, 782 nt
Organism: Carcharodon carcharias (great white shark)
Lineage: Eukaryota; Metazoa; Chordata; Chondrichthyes; Lamniformes; Lamnidae
Product: ER lumen protein-retaining receptor 3
Exons: 5
Coding region: 76-720 (214 amino acids)
Biological process (GO): protein retention in ER lumen; endoplasmic reticulum to Golgi vesicle-mediated transport
Cellular component (GO): endoplasmic reticulum; cis-Golgi network; membrane
Molecular function (GO): ER lumen protein retrieval receptor activity
Source: RefSeq, a predicted model, not a curated record
CACGUCACCGACACGGAGUUGAGCAGGAGUCCGGAAAGUUGGUGCAGAGUUUGGGAAGUUUGAAAGUUGUGCAGGAUGAAUGUGUUCAGGCUGUCCGGGGACGUGUCCCAUUUACUGGCGAUUCUUAUCCUAUUGGGGAAAAUGUGGAAAACUAAAUCCUGCGCUGGUAUUUCUGGGAAGAGCCAGCUUCUCUUUGCUCUGGUGUUUACAACACGAUACCUGGAUUUAUUCACCUCCUUUAUCUCAGUCUACAACACUACGAUGAAGAUCAUUUUCCUGCUCUGCGCUUAUGUAACAGUUUACCUGAUCUACAUGAAAUACAGCUCAACCUUUGACCGAGAAAAUGACACAUUCCGCGUGGAGUUUAUUCUGGUUCCUGUUGCCGGUCUCUCCUUCCUUGUCAAUCAUGACUACACUCCCUUGGAGAUUCUUUGGACUUUCUCCAUUUACCUGGAAUCAGUCACCAUCUUACCUCAGCUUUUUAUGAUCACGAAAACUGGUGAAGCUGAGACCAUCACCACCCAUUAUCUUUUCUUCUUGGGUCUUUACCGGGCACUCUAUCUGGCCAAUUGGAUUUGGCGUUACCACACCGAAGGCUUCUUUGAUCAGAUAGCAGUGGUCGCUGGCGUUGUGCAGACCAUCUUUUACUGCGAUUUCUUCUACCUCUACAUCACAAAAGUGCUGAAAGGAAAGAACAUGGGCCUUCCCUUACCCGUCUGAGACCAUCAUCACGUACAAUGCCUAGCAACUUGCCACAUUGCACAAGUACGUGAUGUACAACU